UACCAUUUUACCCCACCUGCACGUUGUGCAUUGCAUUUCCAAUCUCGAAGACUGCGUAAGUGGCUGAACAUCCGUAGAAGCCAGCAGAAACAGUAUCGACUCAGGCCGUCGCGAGAGAACGAGAUAAAAAAUGUCGAAUCUGAAGAAAAUCAGCGAUGAGGAAGGCGAGUCCAAAUUUGGAUACGUUUUCGCCGUAUCUGGUCCUGUCGUGACGGCAGAACGUAUGUCUGGCUCGGCUAUGUACGAGCUGGUACGUGUCGGAUACUAUGAGCUGGUAGGAGAGAUCAUUCGACUGGAAGGAGAUAUGGCAACCAUUCAGGUGUACGAAGAAACGUCUGGAGUUACUGUCGGUGAUCCUGUCCUGCGUACGGGCAAACCGUUGUCCGUGGAGCUUGGUCCUGGUAUCAUGGGUAGUAUCUUUGACGGUAUCCAGCGUCCGCUGAAGGACAUUAACGAAAUGACCAGCUCAAUUUACAUUCCGAAGGGUAUUAACGUGCCCUGCUUGUCACGUACUCAGAGCUGGAGCUUCAACCCGUUGAAUGUGAAAGCUGGUUCGCACAUCACCGGUGGUGAUCUGUAUGGUAUUGUACACGAGAACACACUCGUUAAGCACAAGCUCAUGGUUCCUCCACGUGCCAAGGGUACCGUCAAAUACAUCGCCCCGUCGGGCAACUACACCGUCGACGAUGUAAUCCUGGAGACCGAGUUUGAUGGUGAAAUUAGCAAAUUCACCAUGUUACAGGUGUGGCCCGUACGUCAACCACGUCCAGUGACGGAGAAGCUGCCGGCCAACCACCCGCUGCUAACUGGUCAGCGUGUAUUGGACUCCCUGUUCCCUUGCGUUCAGGGCGGUACCACGGCCAUUCCUGGAGCUUUCGGUUGCGGCAAAACUGUCAUCUCGCAGUCGCUGUCGAAGUACUCCAACUCGGACGUGAUCGUGUAUGUCGGUUGCGGUGAGCGUGGUAACGAAAUGUCUGAAGUAUUGCGUGACUUCCCCGAACUGUCGGUUGAAAUUGACGGUGUAACCGAAUCCAUCAUGAAGCGUACCGCGCUGGUAGCCAACACUUCCAACAUGCCUGUCGCUGCUCGUGAAGCUUCCAUCUACACUGGUAUCACACUGUCUGAGUACUUCCGCGACAUGGGCUACAACGUUUCCAUGAUGGCCGAUUCCACCUCUCGUUGGGCUGAGGCUCUUCGAGAAAUUUCCGGUCGUUUGGCUGAAAUGCCGGCCGAUUCGGGUUAUCCGGCUUACCUUGGUGCUCGUCUAGCUUCCUUCUACGAGCGUGCCGGUCGCGUCAAGUGUCUCGGCAACCCGGAGCGCGAGGGUUCCGUGUCGAUCGUCGGUGCCGUAUCGCCACCCGGUGGUGAUUUCUCAGAUCCCGUCACAUCCGCCACCCUGGGUAUUGUGCAAGUAUUCUGGGGUUUGGACAAGAAGCUGGCCCAGCGCAAACAUUUCCCAUCGAUCAACUGGUUGAUCUCUUACAGCAAGUACAUGCGCGCCUUGGAAGAUUUCUAUGACAAGAACUUCCCAGAGUUCGUGCCGAUGCGUACCAAGGUCAAGGAGAUCCUACAGGAGGAAGAAGAUCUGUCCGAAAUCGUGCAGCUGGUCGGUAAGGCUUCGCUGGCUGAAACUGAUAAGAUCACGCUCGAAGUUGCUAAACUGCUAAAGGACGACUUCCUGCAGCAGAACUCGUACUCUGCGUACGAUCGUUUCUGUCCGUUCUACAAAACUGUUGGCAUGCUCAAGAACAUGAUCGGAUUCUACGAUAUGGCCCGCCAUGCUGUGGAAACGACCGCACAAUCGGAGAAUAAAAUCACCUGGAACGUGAUUCGAGAUUCGAUGGGCAACAUUUUGUACCAGUUGUCAUCGAUGAAAUUCAAGGACCCAGUGAAGGAUGGUGAGCCUAAGAUCAAGGCUGAUUUUGAUCAGCUUUACGAAGAUAUGCAGCAGGCAUUCCGUAAUCUAGAAGAUUAAAAACCGUUUCUCCAGCCUUUUGGACAAGAGCAGCGAGUGCCAGCGUGUGUCGGAGGAAAGUGUACUAUUAUGUUAAGUUUCUUUUACCAUGUUACCGGUCUGCAGGCGCAUCCUUUGGGGAGAGGAGCGUUGCGUAGACUGUGUGGCGAAUAGUAAAAUGCAACACACGAGACGUUAUACAUAAAUGCAUAUAUGCACAGAUCCAUGCAAAAAAGUAUUCCACAACGGUAGAUGUAGUCAUGUCCUCGGAUAAAGUAGGGUACACGGAGCAAGAACAACGCAUUAACAUCAAAAGGGGAUAACUACGCACGUGUAUAUCCACAUCGUUGUCUGAAGGUCACGGCGAAAGUUUUAAUUCGUUAUAAACCUGUAAGCAUGAUAUUUGAUUCUAUUAUUCCCUCUCUAGCUGCUGGCAAGAUAAAGAUCAAUUUGAAGCUCUAAGCAUUAUUCGCAAAAACGUGGUCUAAGGUGCAGUCCUAUGUUGACGGACGUCCGCACUAAAAAGGGGUAAAAAUUCACUAAUCGCGAAAUGAAAGACCAACAUCGCUAGAGAGCCGGUAGUAACAACUGUAGAAAAAGAAGAGGGACACAAUGUCGCAAAACGUACAAUAAGGAGAGCCGACUUAUGUGUUAUACUAUAUAUAUAAAAUAUUUUUGUUGUUGUUCUGAUUAAUUUCCUGUAGAAAAUGCAAAACACGUAGCGAUUUAUUAGUCGCUAAAGCAAGUAUAAAACGAAAUAUAUAUAAAAAGAAUAGA
Anopheles nili is the source of this 2731-nucleotide messenger RNA. RefSeq names its product V-type proton ATPase catalytic subunit A. The record is from RefSeq and is a predicted model, not a curated record. Lineage: Eukaryota; Metazoa; Arthropoda; Insecta; Diptera; Culicidae. Gene Ontology annotation, cellular component: lysosomal membrane; proton-transporting V-type ATPase, V1 domain. The coding region runs from base 131 to 1975 and encodes 614 amino acids. Gene Ontology annotation, molecular function: proton-transporting ATPase activity, rotational mechanism; ATP binding; ATP hydrolysis activity. The transcript is spliced from 6 exons. Gene Ontology annotation, biological process: proton transmembrane transport; ATP metabolic process.